AUGUUUGUGUUCAUUUUCCAGUUUUCGAGCUGUAUCCUUGGCAAUACUGAUACUUGCAGGUUUGCUGCUGGCUACAUGUUCGAUGCUUACAUUGUCUCUGAUUGCGUGUCUUUUUUUCUGAAUGGCACAAGAUCAUGCACUUAUUUUGAUGGUGUUUAUUAUCUUAUCUGUGUCCUGGUGUCCCAGCAUGCCUUUGUGCCGAAUAGCUUUGAGCUCCUCGUUUUUUCCUACCUCAUCAUCGUUUUCUCUUUUCUGUUUCUCGAUCCAUUCCCUUUGUUUAGAUCAGAAGAACCCCCGGCUCGAGUCAGGGCCAAGUUCUCGUCCGUCACGACAUUUUCACGCGUUCGCCUCCAAUCUGCGCGGUCCUUCUUCCCUCUGAACCGGUCUCCUGACUUGGCUGAUCGUGUUCCUCUCUUGCCACCAGAUCCUUGGAUCAUCCUUCCUUACCCAUUGCCUAUCCAAGCGGGCCUCGAGUGUGGGUCGUCAAAGCGAGGACUUCAAGUCUGUUGUCUGUUUGUUUGCGCUUUUAAGAAUAUAUUGCUGCAAUCAACCAUUUCCCCACCAGUCCCACUCGUCGGGAGGCUCUUGUCAGACUCGUCCGCGGUGUACCAACCGGCUGACUUGGGGCUCGACCCUUGGGCUCAAUCAACUCCUGGGGCCCACAACUGGUUUUGCCACCUGUUGCACCUUCUCCUCGAGAUCAGCUUGUCUUCUCUCAAAGAGACCAUCUCAUCUGACCUCAUGAUUUCGGCCCAAUACGAAGCUUCCCUCAUACCUCAUGGCAUUUAUUACUCUCAUCUCUGCAUGGCAGACUUCUGCGGGUGGAAUCUGCUUCGGCAGACUUCGCCCCAAACCCAAUCUUAA
This is a messenger RNA of Protopolystoma xenopodis, 864 nucleotides long. The record is from the annotation of a GenBank genome assembly. NCBI's taxonomy places the organism in Eukaryota, Metazoa, Platyhelminthes, Monogenea, Polystomatidea, Polystomatidae.